This is a messenger RNA of Cavenderia fasciculata, 2436 nucleotides long. RefSeq lists its product as uncharacterized. The record is from RefSeq and is a predicted model, not a curated record. The transcript has 2 exons. The coding region runs from base 1 to 2436 and encodes 811 amino acids. Lineage: Eukaryota; Evosea; Eumycetozoa; Acytosteliales; Cavenderiaceae.
AUGAAUAAUAAUAAUAAUAGAAAUAGUAAUAACAAUCAUAGAUUUAAUGACAUACGAAGCAACAGUGAAACAAUAGAGUUACUUGGUGCACGACUACCAUUGUACAUUGGUUCGAGCUAUGAUGCACUCAAACAUUGGUCACCACAGUCAAAUGACAAAGUAUUUCCUCCUCUUCGUAGAAGGUAUCUACAUCUAGUGCAAGACUUGGAGUGGGUCAUCAAGAACAAGUACUUUGGUCUAUUGAAAGAUAUCUUGACAUCACACCUAAAAGAUGUGAACGUUACACCAAAGCUGAUCGAAUUGACUCAGCAAUGUGCUGGUGAUCCCGAAUUGAUGCAGUUCCUAUUGACAAGCCUGUCACACCAAUUUAAAGAAUACUUUGGCUCGGAAGACAUAAACACCAAACAAUCCUCGCAUCGUUACUUUCGAACAUCUCUACCUCCAGUUGGAUUGAUUGCAGGUUACCUCUUGGGAAUUGUCAUUCAUGGUGAUAUUCAAGUUUGGAAUGCAAUCAUUAAUAUUAUCAACUCUAUUCAAAACAACAACAACAAAAAUAUUAAUAAUAAUAAUACUACGCAAUCAGAUGAUAAUAUUAAUAAUAGUAAUAAUACAUCAACUAAAUCAAAAAGUGUAUUUAGUAGUAUUUUUUCUAGAACCAAGAAAGAAAAGGAAAAGAAAUCAAAUGAAUCAUCGUCAUCGUCAAUAUCAUCACCAUCAUCUAUUCUACACUUGUUAUUUAGACGUACAAAUAUACCAGAGGCUAUAUUGAAAUCUAAAAACUUUACAGUUGAUAUGAUUAUCAAACAAUGUAUUAUAUCCAACAAGAAAGAGAUACUCGUCAACAUUGUAGAGACUAUUGGUGCAAAGGAACUGGGUGCUUUUAUCGACAGUAUGGCAGAGUCUAAACAUGGCAGCAUGUUGGCAGUCGACCUCUUUGAUGUGGACAAUAGUAAUACUCUUGUCUACCUCUAUCAAACACUACCAAUUAAAACAUUUUCCAAUCUAUUUGGUAAUCCCAUAUCAGCUAUUUUAGCAACCAAAGAUACAACAACCAUCACCAAUUACCUCAGCAACUGUGAAAUUGAUCAAGUUACAGCCACAAAUCAUAUCACACAAUAUAUUACCUAUUUAUUUAAACCUUCACCAUCCUCUUCAUCUCCUUCGCCUUCAUUCCAACAUAUUUCAUUGAUUCUAAAUCAUUUUGGAAUAUUUAAUCAAAAUGAAUCAACCAAAAUAGUAGAACAAAUGAAACAACUGGUAUCACAUAAAGAAGAGGCAAAAGGAGCAGGGUUAUUAUACUGUGCAGAAUUAUAUUUAACAAUGAUAAAACAUGACCAACAUAAAAGAGAAUUAAUCGAUCGAUCUCAACAUACUUCAACAAUGGGAGGUUCUAAAGAGGUUAAAAUAUUAUUUUCAAUAUAUCAAUACCUCAUCCCUACUUUGGAUAAAGAAGGAGAAGGAGAAGAAGAAGGAAAAGCAGAAAGAUAUACUAAAAGAUGUGAAUAUUUAUUAGAUAGAGUUGGAUUUGGAUUUAUUUGCAAACUUGGAUCAUUAUCACUUGUAAAAUCAUCAUUAUCACUUUUACAAUCAAGAUCAUUUGGAAAUCAAUAUAUCAACUUGUUAUCAAAUAGAUUAGAGGUUGUAGAGUUUUGUGGUGAUGUUAUAUGUAAUCAAAAAAUUGUUGGACUGGAAUUUGAUUCAAGAGAUUCAAUGCAAGCUUUAACACUUGCCUAUUCACGUAAUCAAUGGGAUAUUAUAAGGUACAUAGUUCUCAUUGUUCUACCACGUUUAGAUAAAACCAUUACAUUAAUUCGUGUUCCUCCACUAUUGGUGCAUCGUGCAGCUCAACUCGGUCACCAUGAUGUAGUCAGAAUCUUAUCAAUCUAUGUUGACAAUUAUUCUGGUAAUGAUGAACCAACUAAUCAACAACAAACUAGUACAACUACAAUAGAGACAGAUCCAUUGAUCAAGGAAGAAAACCAACUCAUAGAGACAGCCAAAACUUUCUUACGUAUUGAAAAUAAUCCUCCAGCUCAUGUGGUCCGUAUGAGUUGGCAUCGAUCAUAUCAAGAUGCCGUAUCUCGACAAUGUUAUCCUUUAAUCGAGUAUCUUUUAACAAUAGAUCUCAGGUACCAACCAACACCACCAAUGAUAGAACUCGAUCGUCCAUUGGCAAUGAGCAAUUUUUCAUUUGUCAAAAAGCUUCUCCAAUCCCCACUUAACAUUCCACUUGUUGUUGCUCUAGAGUCAACUUGGAAGAUUGUUGGUAUGUAUGGUACUGUCGAAUGGAUCACACAAAUCCUCCAAAAAUAUCCUCCAACUUUCAAGUGGCAAAGAACAUACCUCGAUCAACUUGUUCAAGGUGCUAAAAUGAAUUAUGAACAUGGUGCCCAAAUAUUAAAACACAUCAAUGAAAAUGAUAUCCUUGUAAAAUAA